Molecule: messenger RNA, 1170 nt
Organism: Sphaerulina musiva SO2202
Lineage: Eukaryota; Fungi; Ascomycota; Dothideomycetes; Mycosphaerellales; Mycosphaerellaceae
Exons: 2
Coding region: 1-1170 (389 amino acids)
Biological process (GO): DNA damage tolerance; double-strand break repair via homologous recombination
Cellular component (GO): nucleus; Smc5-Smc6 complex
Molecular function (GO): ubiquitin-protein transferase activity
Source: RefSeq, a predicted model, not a curated record
AUGUCUCACGACGCCGAAGACGACGAAGCAACCUACGGCAACAACCACCGAGCAUUCCUCCAAGCCCUUCUCGCCCGCCAAACCCUCACCUUCGAACAAGCCAAACCCCUCAUCUCCUCCAUCCGCACCGCCGCCGCCGCGGCAGCAGCAGCAUCAGCUUCAACACCAACCCACGCCCCCUCCACCUCCACCACCAACCGAGUCCAUCUCCCCUCCGACAUCACCCCCGAAGAUUUCCUCCUCAACUACAUUCAUCCUCUCAACUCCCUCCUCAGCCUCUUCGACCUAGAAAUCCGCCGCUCAUUCCACCAACUCACUCGCGAGGAAAUUUUCGCUUUGGUGAAUACUACGAGCGAUGCUAUGACGCAAAUGGCUACGGCGCAUUCGCCGGAUGAGAUUGCGUAUGUGAAAAGGUUGUUGGAUGCCAUGUUUGAGGGGAAUAAUACCGUCGAGAAGGAGAUUAUGGCUGUGCAUGCUGUGCAGGCGAGGGCGUUGGCGAGGGUGAAUACGCAGUUCUCGUGGAAUCAUCAGAAUAAUUCGAGUAGUAGUAAUAAUAGUAGUCUCACACAAUCGCAAGCGGAAAAAGUGCUAGAGGCAAUGGAAUUGGAAGGAUGGUUUGAAAAAUCUACCGUGGUAAUGGGAGGAGGCUCUUCUUCAAGAAACGAAAGAAGAAAAGUCAUAUGGUAUACCCUCACCCCGCGCGCAUUGAUGGAAUUACAACAAUGGCUAGUGGAUACCUAUAAUCAUGAAGAGGAAGAAGAAGAAAACGAAAACGAAGCCGAAGAAAACGAAGAAACGCAUCAGAAAAUCAAAUUCUGCAAAGCAUGUCGACAAAUCGUCACCAUGGGCCAGAGAUGUCCGAAAAUGACGUGCAAUGUGCGACUGCAUCAUGAUUGCGUGGGGAAAAUGUUUCGGGCGCAGAGGGAUCAUGAGACGUGUCCGACGUGUAAGACGGAGUGGCAGGAUGCGCCGCUUGUGGGGAUUGAGGCGGUGAAAGAGCCUGUUGCUGCUGCUGCUGCUGGGCGGAGAAAAUCGAGGAAUGGUACUGCUGCUGCGAGGAAUGGCGGGAGGAGAAGGAGUGCGGCGUCCACUGUGAAUGGAUAUGAUGAAGAGGAGGAGGGAGAGGGAGAGGAAGAGGGCGAUGGGGAAGUCGAUGGCGAGUUGCCUUGA